Dryobates pubescens (Downy woodpecker) is the source of this 4008-nucleotide messenger RNA. RefSeq names its product family with sequence similarity 169 member A (gene FAM169A). Lineage: Eukaryota; Metazoa; Chordata; Aves; Piciformes; Picidae. The record is from RefSeq and is a predicted model, not a curated record. The coding region runs from base 173 to 2179 and encodes 668 amino acids. The transcript is spliced from 14 exons.
GUCAGCGAAGAGGGGCGGGGAGGCCGACAGUGGAUAUAUCAGACACCGGGCAUCAGCACUGGGCAUAGGUGGGGCUGUGAGGCCGUGCCUUACGAUCUACGUACGGUUAGUGACCGCUGUCGCCUCUGUUUAUCCCUGUGACGCCGCCGCUCCUGCUCGGCCGGCUGAGAGGAUGCCAUUUCCUGUGGAUAUAUUGAACAACUGCACUCAUGAGGAUUUGGAGACCUCAGGACGGAGGUGUAUGGCUGAACUUUUGCGUGGGAAUCCAGACAGUCCUGAAUUCUUUCCCCUGCCAAACCAAACCCAAGUUCCUAUUAAACUGUCGUCUGUGGGCUUCGUUCCCCUUUAUGGCGAAGAUCAGUCAUACAAAGUUCUUGCUUUGUUUUCACCACAGGACUUCGUCACAGCUGCAGCCCUGUAUCUUGCUGACAAGUGGUGGUCAAUAGAUGAAAUUGUGAGAACAUCUGUCCCCACUAGACAAGGGAUUUGUCAGGUAAACUCUAUUGGAGAGAGGAUUGUCCUCUAUGUUCUCAAUCGGAUUAUCUAUCGAAAGCAAGAAAUAGAAGAAGAUGAGACUCCAUUUCUCUGUCAUACUAGCAAUGCCUAUGCUAAGAUUUUGUGGGAAGGAGGAGAAGCUGUUGGGUUCUAUUCUGUUAAACCUAAAGGAAGUACUUUUUAUGCUCCUCUUAAUGAGAAUUAUUAUGUGACAGUGCUAGACUCAUUCUUUGUAAGAAAGCAAUAUCGUGACAAAGGCUCUGGACUACUCAUGUUGAAAGACUUUGUGGAUUCAUUUAAUGAAAAAAGCCUUGGCGUACGAUACCCACUGUCGGCCUUCAUGUUCGGAGUUUGUAAGCAAUAUAUUAAGAAGUAUCCUGAGGAUUGUAACCGUUUGUGGGAAGUGGAAGGAGCAGGACGUUGGUAUCAGAGGAAAUCUAUUCACUAUCUGUUGAAAAAACAAGAAGUUAGUAUAACAGAAGCUUCAGAAGACAAAACUGGGAGUGGACAAGCAGUGGAUGAUUCUCAGCAGUCUGCAGCUGUAGCUGGAACCAGCAGACAGAAUGUCGAGCUAGAAGCAGCACAAAACACUGAUUCUCAAAAAGCUAAGCAAUCAGUAGCUCCCCAGGCAAGCACUUCUCAAGACCCUGUUGUAAGUCCAGCUGCCUCUUGGAUGCGAUUCAGUCAUUUCAAACGUGCCAGGACUGGAAAAACCCAGGAAUAUCCAUGUGAGACUUUCUACAGAGAUGAGGGAAGAAGUCUUCCUGGGUCAAAAAGCAGGCUGGAAUUUCGUGCUCCAGCCUUAGAGGCCAUAGAAGAAGUACCUGAGGAGAGCUCUUCUCUGGAGGAUGAGAAAAUGCUUGUUGCAAAUGAGAGUCAGUCUGUACCUGAAGCGGAGCCACCUGUACCAUCUUCUGAGAAAGGAAGUGAGAAGGAGGAAACUCCGUCAGAACCUUUUAAUGGUGAGGUGAUAGAGGACACUGGUAAGACCGUGCUUACAGAUGAAGUGGAAACAGCAAAUGAAGUUCUAAGUGGUGAAUCAAAAUUGCAACUUGAGAAUCCAGAAAAACCCUUGAUGCUGUUUUUACCAAAAAUCCUCGAGUCUAAGGCAAAACCUUCAGAAGACACUGUCUCAGAGAAGGUUUUAAACGCAAAUGAUUCGGAAGUGGUGACUGAAGAAGGUAAGUCAGUGGAGAAGGAGGGCACUGAAGAACAGCAAGAAUCCAAAAAGAGCACUACUGAAAGUGCAGCUGCUUUGGCGUCGAAGGAAGAGCUCUCUGACAAUGAUCUGCCCAAGUCUACGGGAAUUGAAGUAGAAGAAUCUGCUUCAGAAAACGUAUCACCCAAAACAGCUUCAUCAUUAGAAGACCAAAAUGAGGAAGCAGGGUACAACUCCCAGGAGCCCCCUGGUGCCUUAAGUCAGAGCUCUUUGACAAUGGUUGAAGUCGCGGGUGUUUCUUUUCAACAGCCUUCUGGACAGGAAGGGCAGAAGAACCAGUUGGAAGAGCACUCAGAGGAGUCUGCAGAGUACAUGGAUCAGUACACGCAGACAGCAAUGGAGAGGGCUGCUGACAGCAGCUCUGAGGAAGCGGAAAUUGAGGUACCCAUUGUGGAUCGGAGAAACUUGCGAAGAAAGGCCAAAGGCUACAAAGGUCCACCUAAGAAAAAAGGAAAGCCAUCUUAACAAUGCAAUACUGAUUGUUAAUUAAUCUAUUUAUAAGAAAGUUAUUUUGUGCAGAACACUAGUGUGUAAUUAAACCAUAUGGGAUACGGGACACGUGUUCAAACUUCUGGGUUGGACUUCCUCUUAGGGUUAACCACCUUUCUUCAGGUUUUCUUGAGGGGGCUUCUAUACAGAACACUUGACUUCUCUUCCAUUUUUAAAGCAAUCUUUACUAAGGAUUAAUCUGCUGAAUGCUUCACUUGAUAAUCAUACACCCACUUGCAGAAAGUUCUGGAUUCUUUGGCUUAUGAAAAGUGAGUCCAGUUAUUUCAAUUACUUCUAGGUGGAGUUUCGGUAUGUAUGGUUAUGGAUGUUAUUCCCUGUGAGACUGGAAAAAAGUGUUUGUGAGAAGGCAAUGUCAUUCAUUGGGCUUUUACUUUUCAUGGCUAAGUCGGAACUGAUUUCAGUCAGUAUCUUUUAAGAUAUUUGCAUACUGAGUCCAUAAAUAUGACAAGAUUAUUAGAUUAGAUUGCUCUUGAUGUCUACUGAGAACAGUCAGCUUUCUGAUCUCCUUUCAGGGAGUCAGGUUUAGAUACUGAACUUAAUUCACAUCUCUAAGUACAGCCUAGGGUAGACUGUAAAUCUAGGGUACCUGAGAUAGUAACUGGUGACAAGACUGUUACAUGCAGAAUACAGGCAGCUGGGGUGCAAUUGGCAAUUGUGAUAAGCAGUGCAGUCUUGAAAACUGGACAUUGUUCUAAUUUUGUUCACAGCAGUACUGAAGGGUGAUGUUUAUUUCUUUAAGGACUUUGGCAUCAGUCAUCUGGCAGUCAGCACAGAGUAGCAAAAAUCAAAAUACUGACUUCCAAUGAUAUUUUUUGUUCCUGUCUUGAGUGUCCCGUUGGAAUAGUCAGUACCUCUUGUUACAUUCAUGCAAGGCAACAUAGAUGACAACUGUAUUGGCUGAAGAGUUUUGCCUUGACAAAACCAUCGGGGUUUCAGGCUUGGACAGCUUUUUUGGGAGAGUCUCUUAUUACCACCAAACUCUUAAAAGGAUUUUUAAGCUCUUACUGCACCAGCAACCAAUGAUUGAAACAUCAACUUUAUACAAGUUUGUACCAAAUACUAUUACCACAGGCUGUGGCUAUACAUGCAUACAACGAAGGCAAGCAGUGUUAUUUUUGAGAUUCAUUUAGCCUAGGAAUAGAAUUUCAAGAACAUUAAUUUGUGACUUCAGUCUUGCACUCAAACGGCAGAUGGGUUUGUAUUUGAAUCCAGCAUUUGUUGCAAUGUAUGUCUUGUACUGCUUGUUAAUUACUACCAGGAGCUGCUUUGCUUCCCCUCCAUCCUGUUUUGGUCCAUUUCCAUUUCAUGCCAAACCCUUGUUUGCUGUUAUCAGUGUUUCAUAGCUCUCUACAUGAAGCUGUGUACAUGGCUUAUUUCAAAAGUGCUUUUAACUUAUUUGAAAAUCAUGUCUGACUUUGCUUUGUUGCUUUUCUCUGCCAUUUCAUUUGUAGAUGUCAGUAAUCAGACUAUCAUUUACAGUGUCAUCAAUGCUACUCAGUUAAAUAUAGCAACAAAUGAGCCUAUGUUUCAGCUUCUCUGCUUUAAGUGACCAUUCUAAAAUCUUACUACAAGGGGAUAUACUUAUAGAUUUUUUUUUCCACAAAUGUAGUGUUAGAUGUUUUAUAAACUAAUGAUACCCUGUUUAUAAAUGAGAUAUGUCUUGCUAUCCUAAAAUAUUGUACUUCAGUCUUGUUACUGUGUUAGGUUUCUCGGGGUUUUUUGGUACUGUCUUGGCUGCUUUCAAAAUGUUUUGAAGUAGUAAUUAAACUUCUAUUUUGUGAUUA